GUAUAUUUAAUAUUAUUGUUUAAUUGAUUGCUUUUUGUUUUGUUGGUGGUGGCCUUUCAAGUUCAUCUGUAGCCAAGUUGAAUAAAGAAACAAUCUGCCCAAGUGAAUACUUAUCUCAACAGCACCAACUCAUCAUGAAGCAUUUACAGAAAUGAGCAGAAUUAACAAUUGAAUCAGAAGACUAAGAUGAUAAUGAUUAUUAAAACAAUCCAAAAGUCAAUGAGUAGUAUUUUAAUAAUCUCUGAAUUGUAAAUCUGGAUCUACAUACCUAUUUCAUUCUUCUUUCAUCUACACUUCAUUUCGCAAACUACUUCAACUCCUCUGACAAAAUCUUUGUGAUCCCAUAGAUAGCAUACUAUCUUUGCCACUAUUCAAGAUUAUUUCUCAAACAAGUGGUGAACGUCAAACAGUGAAAAGAACCUCAGAAUUUGAAAGGAAGAGAACUUGAAAGAUGCUUACAGCCAUGGAAAAUGAAGGAAAAAGAGAAAACAACCUUGUGGUGUCAUUUUCUGCUCUUCGCAAGGACGUGGUCGACGUUCUGGAUUUCAUGGAGAGGUUAAAGAAUGAAGAAGAUCAAAAUGCUGUUGGCAUGGCCGAACAAAUUGACGAGCUGAAAUUGGUGCUGACAUUUUAUUGUACGUACAUCCAGCUUUCCCAUUGUGAUUUGGACAAGUUUGAACAUGUAAUGAGUGGUUCAAGACAAGUGGUUGAAAAUCUGCUUCAACCAAUUUUGGAUGAUGUUGACAACAACGUCAGGCGUAAAUACAACAUGGAUCAUGUCCUUCCUAGCCUCAUGGAUAAUAUCGAUGAAUGUAUCACCUCGUGUCUUCGUUCUAAAUCAAGUGCCACCAUGACUGACGAGCAGUUGGACUUUCUCCUCCUGAAUCUCCAUCAUCUAUCCAAGUAUCUUGCUGAACAGAUAUUUCCAUUAGAGACUCAGUAUGAGAUUCUUCAGACUGUGUCUGGCAACAUGAAAGAUUUCCAUGGGUUGAUAGUGAAUGGUUGCGUUGACCACAAAAUUGUUCAAUAUGUCUUACCUCAGUUUCAACUCACGGCUGAGAGAGUUGGACGCUUCAUUUGGGAUGAUCAAAUUGUUGGAGACUCUCGUCUCUUCAAGAUAGCUCAUCUGUUAUUGAAGACUAUUCCAACUGAACUGGAGGUGUUGCACAUAUGUUAUACGAAUUUGAGAGCUUCAACUUCAGUAGAAGUUGGACACUUCAUUAACCAGCUCCUGGAAACCUCUCCAGACAUUCUUAGAGGAUAUCUGAUUCAUCUACAAGAGCACAUGGUAACUGUUAUCACCCCCAGUACUUCAGGGGCUCGAAACGUUCAUGUCAUGAUAGAGUUCCUAUUAAUUAUUGUAACGGAUGUGCCCAAGGACGUUAUUCAUCAUGACAAGUUAAUUGAUCUUUUGGCACGUGUUGGAGCACUUAUCAGGGAGGUAUCUACUCUCGUUCGUGACAUAGAAGAAAGGUCAAGGAAUGAAGAGAGUAUUGAUGAAACAAGUCGUGCAACUCUAGACUUGCUGGAAAAGUUUAAACUCCUCAAGGAAGAUCUCGAACAUGUUUAUCUGAAAGCCCCAGAGUCAUAUCAAUGUUGCUUCCCCAUGAGUGAUGGACCGCUCUUCAUGCAUCUGCUACACAUUCACUUAAAAGGUUUGCUGGAUUCCAAUGCUUAUUCAAUUGCAUUGAUAAAGGAAGAAAUUGGGCUGGUAAAGGAAGACUUAGAAUUCAUAAGAUCUUUUUUCCCGAACAAUGAUCAAGAAUUAUGUGAAGAUCUAUGGGUACGUGUUUUAGAUGCGGCAUAUGAGGCAAAAGAUAUCAUUGAUUCAAUUAUUGUUCGAGAUAAUGGUCUGUUACAUCUUAUUUUCUCACUUCCCAUCACCAUAAAAAAGAUUAAGCUUAUCAAAGAAGAUGUCUCAAAUUUACUUGAGAACAGGAAUUUACUUGAGAACAGGAGGUUGGAAAACUCUCCCAAGAAGCCAGUUGAAAGCAAGUCAUUGACGGCUAGUAAAAUAAUUGUAGGUUUUGAGGAGGAGACAAAUUGGUUAAUUAGGAAGCUCACCAGUGGACCAGCAAAUCUAGAUGUCAUUUCAAUCACUGGUAUGCCGGGUUCGGGUAAAACUACAUUGGUGUACAAAGUAUACAAUGAUGAAUCAGUUCGUAGCCAUUUCGACCUUUGUGCAUGGUGCACAGUCGACCAACAGUGUGACGGGAAGAAGUUGCUGGUGAAAAUUUUUAAUCAAGUUACUGGCUCGGAUUUGAAGUUCAGCGAGGUAACUGAUGUUGCCGAUAAGCUGCGGAAACAAUUGUAUGCAAAGAGGUACCUAAUUGUGUUGGAUGACGUGUGGGAUACUACUACAUGGGAUGAUUUAACAAGACCUUUCCCUAAAGUUAAAAAAAGAAGUAGAAUUAUUUUGACGACCCGACAAAAGGAAGUGGCUUUUCAUGUAAAGGGCAACACUAAUCCUCUUAACCUUCGUUUGCUAAGGCCAGAAGAAAGUUGGGAGUUAUUAGAGAAAAGGGCAUUUGGAAACAAGAGUUUCCCUGACGAACUUUUGGAUGUUGGAAAAGAAAUAGUCCAAAAUUGUAAGGGACUUCCUUUGGUUGUUGAUCUGAUUGCUGGAGUUCUAGCAGGUUUGGAAAAGAAAAAGUCUGUGUGGCUUGAAGUUCGAAAUAAUUUGAGUUCCUUUAUCUUUAACAGUGAAGUUGAUGUGAUGAAGGUCAUAGAAUUAAGUUAUGACCAUUUACCUCAUCACCUGAAGCCAUGCUUAAUUUACCUUGCAUGUUUUCAAAAGGACACUGCAGUGGAGAGAAUUACGUUGGAAAUGUAUUUGUGUGCUGAAGGGCUUGUUGAACAAACAAAGAUGAAGAGUUUGGAAGAAGAGAUGGAAAUUUGUUUGGAUAAAUUAAUUUCCAGUAGCUUGGUAAUUGCUUGCAAUGAGUUGGGCAAUUUACCGAGUUGCCAACUUCAUGAUCUUGUGCAUGACUUUUGUUUGAUAAAAGCAAGAGAGGAAAAGUUGUUUGUCUUGAUAAGUUCAAGUGAUCCAUCUUCUUCUUCUUCUUCAGAAAUGAUAGUAAACAUUGAUUAUGAUAAGGAGCACUUUGGGCCUAACAAUUUCAUCCUGCUCGAUUCAAAAAUGAAAAGGUAUUCUGGUAAACACCUCUAUUCUUUGGAGAUAACUGGAGACAAGAUGAAAGAUCGUCUUUCUGAUGCAUGUCAUCUAAGAGACUUGAGGCUUCUUAGAGUGUUGGACCUGAAGCCUUCUUUUAUGAUGGUGAAAGAGUCUAUGCUCAAUGAAAUAGGCAUGUUGAAUCAUUUGAGGUUCUUAAGCAUUGGGACAAAAGUUAAAUCUUUGCCUUCAUCUUUCUCAAACCUCUGGAAUCUAGAAACCCUGUUGGUUGAAAACGAAGGAUCAACCUUGAUAAUAUUAUCGAGAAUUUGGGAUCUUGUAAAGUUGCGACAGCUGAUCGUUGAUGCUUGUUCUUUCUUUGAUAUGGAUACAGAUGAACCAAUACUAAUAGCAGAGGACUCAAAGUUAGAGAACUUGAGAGCAUUAGGGGAACUCAAGCUUUCCUAUUUGAAAGGAUCAGAGGAUAUUUUCAUAAGGUUCCCCAAUCUUCAAAGGCUUAGAUUUGUUCUCAAGGAAUCAUGGGAUUAUUCAACAGGGCGAUAUUGGUUCCCAAAAUUGGAUUUCCUAAUUAAACUUAAUUUCCUCAGAGCAAAAUUUGAAAGUUCAAACACAAAUGACAAUGGGCCCUCUUUAGCGACAAAUUGGUCAUGGGAUUUUCAUUUUCCUUCCAAUUUGAAAAUACUGUCGCUGUGGAAUUUUCCUCUGACAUCCGAUUCACUAUCAACAAUAGCGAGACUUCCCAACCUUGAAGAGUUGGGCCUUAUGAGAACACUCAUCGAGGGGGGAGAAUGGAACAUGGGGUUGGAAGACACCUUUGAGAAUCUCAAAUAUUUGAAGUUGUAUGAAGUGACUCUUGCUAAGUGGGAGUUUGGAGAGGAAUCCUUUCCUGUGCUUGAGAAAUUAGAACUGUGGAGAUGUCAUAUGCUUACAGAGAUUCCGCCUAAUUUUGGGGAUAUUGGUUCAUUAAAACUUAUCAAACUUGUAGGGAGCCCUCAACUUGAAUAUUCAGCUCUGGAGAUAAAACAAUAUGUUGAAGAUAACACGGGAGAAGACAAACUUCUGAUCCUUGGCCCAGAUAAUAUCCCGUUAUCUAAGACAGAUCCUGAGAUUUGAGAACUUGAAAAGAAGGGAAGGAGAAGUUACUUUGGUAGAGGAAACAAACAACUCAUCGUUCCUCCGCCAUGCUUAGUUUACCUCCUUGUUGGAUUGCCAUUGCCAUGCCCCGAACUGCGAGUUUUCUGCCACCACACUCCAGUGACUUCAACUGUACUGAAGUCAUUGACAAAUUCUGAGGCAACAUUCGGCUUCAUGUGCCUAUUAUUACAUCUCAACUUUUCUGAAGGAAGAUACGGAUGAGGAUGGAAAAUCUGUUGCUCAAAAUAAUUCAAGAGCAGCACGGACACAUCACCCGUGCAUCUUCCUAGACAGUCGAAGCAGAAUCGACCGGCCGUUUUAUGUCAAGCAAUGAAUGAAGUAACUCCUGAUGUAACAGUAAAAGCAAGACCUGUCUGUGGGUGGGUCUAUUUAUUCCAAUGUAUUUAAUUGAUCCGCAAAACAAACUGUCUGUUUGUGAAUACUAUUCAGAAAAUGAGCUGAUGCUAUAAUCCCGUUUACCCAGAAAAAUGUAUUUUUGUACUUGUAUUUUUUUAACAUUUUUCCAUAUUGAAUAAAAAUGGGGUGGAUUCCCUCCAACUAAUAAAAUGUAAUUUAACAUU
This is a messenger RNA of Capsicum annuum, 4848 nucleotides long. Its product is annotated as putative late blight resistance protein homolog R1A-3. Lineage: Eukaryota; Viridiplantae; Streptophyta; Magnoliopsida; Solanales; Solanaceae. Gene Ontology annotation, molecular function: ADP binding. The record is from RefSeq and is a predicted model, not a curated record. Gene Ontology annotation, biological process: defense response to other organism. The transcript is spliced from 7 exons. The coding region runs from base 452 to 4246 and encodes 1264 amino acids.